CAUUCGUGCAUGGAUUCUACCAAUCCACCAGAUGUCUCCUUCGUGUCCCAAUCGCGAUGGAUAGCCCCAUCAUUCGCGAGCUUGUUUGGUCGCUUGGUGAUUCUUCAACAUGCCAGCCAUGGUCAAGAACAUCGUGCCCGCUAUGGCUGCCUUGUCCGCCGGUGUCACGUCUGCUUUCGGCACCAUCUCCCAGUUUCCGACAGAGAUGACCAUCCUCAUGGAUCAAACCGUGGAUCCGUGCACCGACUUCUUUUCGUAUUCGUGCGGGACGUGGUACAAUAACACCCACCUCCACACCCACCAAAGUACUAUCGAUGCCACGUACGCCGUGAUCAAGGCUGCGUCGGACAAGCUGAUCGAAAAAUUGUUGAACGACAAGUUGCCCAAACUCGCCGAGUUCUAUGACGCGUGUGUGGACACUACCACCAUAGACAGCUUGGGCUUGGCUCCCAUCGAAGCCCACCUCAAGGCAAUCCGCAGCGCCAAAUCGGCCGUCGAAGCCAUCUUUCGCGGCACGGCCAUCUCCAAGGCCACCGGCGUACCGCUGUUCGUGAAGCUGUCGGUCUCAGCCGACACCGUCGAAACCACCCGCAACGUCUUGAAAGCCGAACACUCGGGAUUGCCGUUUGACCAACAAUACUUCGACGAAGAAUCGUGGGCCGGGGUUGAAAAGCCGUACCGCGAAUACAUUGGCAGGAUCUUCAUGCUAGCCGGUCACCCGAAGGAGGAGGUGGAGACCUCCAUCGACGUCGUGAUUGCGUUUGAACGCCUCAAUGCCGGGGUAGAGCUGUCCAAGCGUAGGCUCCAAGAGGCCGUGACAUCCAACGAUAUCCGGUUACCGCUUGGCGCUGCCAACGCGUCGUACCCAUUAGGGCUAGGACUCCAAUUGCAAGGGAUUGGGUUCGACGUCCGCGAAGGGUCCAACACGACCACAGUAGUUGUGAAGAACUUCCGUUAUUUGGGCUCCGUAGAAAGGUUGCUCCGCAGCUUGUCCGUCGACGACCUCAAGAUCAUCAUCGAGUACAAGGUGCUCGACUUCAACGCGCCGUUCCUGUCAACACAGUUCGCGAAAGCCCACUCGAAAUUCUACGACAUGGUGAUUAAAGGCCUCAAAGAACCCCCGUCGCGGGCCACAAUCUGCCGCAGUCAGGUGAAGACGUCCAUCGGCGAACUACUGGGCUCGUACUACCUCAAGGAAGUGUGGACGGCCGACACCUCCGCGCCCGCCAACUCGCUUGUGUUCAAGCUGAAAGAGGCCUUCGAAACCGGGCUGGACAGUGCGGGGUGGCUCGAUGACACCACUCGCGCCAACGCCAAGACCAAGUUGUCCAAGCUUACCCACCUCUUGGGGGGGCCCAAGAACCCCAAAACGUACACCACCUUGACGUUUGACCCCAAGGCUUACAUUGCUAACCUGAACAAGGUGACUGCAUUCGACAAUGCGUUCAACCUAGUUUAUAUCGACACAGCCGUGGACAAGCAAAUUUGGAAGAUUACUGCGCAAUCCGUGAAUUCGUACUACGACGGGUCGAGCAACACAAUCGUGUUUCCCGCCGCCAUCUUGCAGCCCCCGCUCUUCGAUCCCAAUGCGGACCCGUCCGUGAACUAUGGCGCCAUUGGCGCUGCCAUCAGCCACGAAAUCACCCACGGCUUCGACAACCGUGGCCAUAACUUCGACGGCGACGGCAAAAUCAAUUCAUGGUGGAAGGCUGCCGCGAGGACAACGUUCCGCGAAAAGGCCAAGUGCUUCAUCGAGCAGUAUGGAUCCAUGGAUGUCAAGAGCGAGCUCACGGGUGAUUUGCUCGGCAAGUUGGACGGCGCAUUGACAUUGGGGGAAGCAAUCGCCGACAACGGGGGCCUCAACGUUGCAUACCGGGCGUACCGGGACUACGUACACGCUGAUGCCGAUGCCACCAAGUACACCAUGGAAGCAGGCGACAAGAUGUUUUGGAUCGGGCAUGCUCAAUCUUUGUGCAUAAAGAACAGCGACGACAACCUCCGGGUUCAUCUCACCGGCGUACACCCCCCUGGUCGCCACCGCUUGAUCGGGGCGGUUCAAAACUCGGUCGAUUUUGCCAAGGUGUUCAACUGUCCUGUGGCCUCGCCCAUGAACCCGACCAAGAAGUGUGUUUUGUGGGAAUAG
Messenger RNA from Aphanomyces astaci, 2143 nucleotides. RefSeq lists its product as hypothetical. NCBI's taxonomy places the organism in Eukaryota, Oomycota, Saprolegniomycetes, Saprolegniales, Verrucalvaceae. Gene Ontology annotation, cellular component: plasma membrane. The transcript has a single exon. Gene Ontology annotation, molecular function: metalloendopeptidase activity. The coding region runs from base 110 to 2143 and encodes 677 amino acids. The record is from RefSeq and is a predicted model, not a curated record. Gene Ontology annotation, biological process: protein processing.